This is a messenger RNA of Aplosporella prunicola CBS 121167, 753 nucleotides long. RefSeq lists its product as uncharacterized. The record is from RefSeq and is a predicted model, not a curated record. The coding region runs from base 1 to 753 and encodes 250 amino acids. The transcript has a single exon. NCBI's taxonomy places the organism in Eukaryota, Fungi, Ascomycota, Dothideomycetes, Botryosphaeriales, Aplosporellaceae.
AUGCCCGAAGAGCUGCUAUGCCAUCUUGGAUCUGGACUGUUCGAACACACCGAUACUGCCGGUUUUAAAUACUAUGGUGCUAAAAGAGCCAUGGAUGUUUUCCUGGAGAGCUGGACUGAAGCAAGAGGGAGGAGAGUAGCCGAGACUAAGGUUUUCCGGCUCUAUACCAUCGUCUUACGAGACUUUGAAAAGCUCCCAGACGAAAAGAACCCCGAGUGGAUGGACUUUAGCUUCUACCUCUACCCAACUCCGGUGCGGAAGCAGCGGAUGGCAGAAAAAUACGUCCAGUUAGCGGACAAGGCAUAUCUUACAGACGUAGCGACAGCUUGGGAAAACCAUUCACUAGAAAAAUUAUUCCAAGACAAAGGUAUCGAAGUUACCGACUUUACGGCCAAUGAUAUACAUUUCGGCCGCUCACCACUUGAUAGGCUAGAAGUCUAUCGGCUAAUGAUGGAGAUUCACCACCUUCAUAGCGGAUUGUUCUACAAGUGCGCGGGAGUGCACAUACAUGGUGAUUUUGAACGAGCAAUGAAAAACAGGUUCCAUGUCGAAGCCGACAACUUUUGUUUCUACAAAACCAACUCCUGGGAGAAAUGGCAGCUAUCGCUUCUCUUUAAAGAACUUUUCGAGCGCAAGGAUUUCGAUCCUAGAGAGAUGCAAGCUGUUUCUCGCAGCGAUUCUGGGGAAGGGUUUCACAAAUGGAUGGAAGACAAGAUUUACACAAGGCGGUUUUCCCAGCAAAUACUUAGCUGA